Paramecium pentaurelia is the source of this 3570-nucleotide messenger RNA. The record is from the annotation of a GenBank genome assembly. Lineage: Eukaryota; Ciliophora; Oligohymenophorea; Peniculida; Parameciidae.
AUGUCAAGGCAUAACUAAAAUGAAAAUCCUGUUUAUGAUGAAUUCGAUCCUGAUAAUUUGGAUAUGGAUGAUAUUGUGAAGAGAAGAUGGAAAACUAAGAGUGGUAAAGUAGUUGGCUUCAAAAAUAAUGGCUUACCUUUUUUCUAAAAAACAUUUUUAGAUGUAAAUAUAUUCUCUAUAUCCAGCCAAAAAAAUUAGGAAGUCAACCAAUAUCAGAUAAAAUUAGAGAAUUCUUGAAGGAAAAGGAAAUUGCUAUAAAAUCAUUAGAUGGACAACCUUGCCCCUAUCCAUUUCUAACUUGGGAAAGUACAUAAUUUCCUCCCCAAAUAUAAAAUGUUGUAGAUGGACUUAAAUUUCGAAAUCCAACUCCUAUUUAAUCUGUUGGUAAUAUUUAAUAUUUAUAUCAUAGUUUUCCCAUUGAUUUUAAGUGGAUAUGAUGUUAUUGGUGUUGCUGAAACAGGAUCAGGUAAAACCUUCGGGUAUUUAUUACCUGGCCUUAUUUAAAUUAAAUGUCAAAAAUAUGAUUCUAAAUAUAGAGAUAGGGUAAAUGGCCCUGAAAUACUAAUUCUAGCACCAACUAGGGAAUUAGUUAUGCAAAUAAAAUAAUAAGUAGAACUAUUUAUGAAGCCCAAUAAUUUAACUGUUGCAAUGGCAUAUGGUGGAUAAAAUAGAGAUUAAUAAGCAGCAUAAAUAAGAAGAAAUCCAGAUAUCUUGGUUGCAUGUCCUGGUAGAUUGAAAGAUUUUUUAUAAGAAGGGAUAUUAGUAUUAUCGAAAGUGACAUAUCUAGUGAUAGAUGAAGCUGAUCGAUUAUUGGAUAUGGGUUUUGAAGACGAUGUUAGAUAUAUAGUUGAAUAGACUAGAUAAGAUAGAUAGACUGUAUUCUUUUCGGCAACUUGGCCUAAAGCAGUUAGGAAUUUAUCACUUGAUUUUUGUGCAGAGGAUCCAAUAUAUGUAUAAGUGGGUAGAUCUAAUCUUACAAUAAAUAAAAAUAUAGAUUAAGAAGUUAUUUGUUUAUAUAAUAAUCAAAAAUUAUAAACCUUACUAGAUAUUUUGGAUUAAUUAAAAAUUAAUGAUAAAGUUCUGAUAUUUGCAGAAACUAGAAUUAGUUGUGAAUAAUUAUCAGUUGAUAUGACUAAUGAGGGAUAUUAUGCAGUAGCACUUCAUGGAAAUAAAACAUAGUAAUAAAGAGAUUCUAUUAUGGCAUUAUAUAAGUAAGGUGAUACAAAAUUACUAUGUGCCACUGACUUAGCUUCAAGAGGAUUGGAUGUAUCUGAUAUUACUGUUGUAGUCAAUUAUGAUUUUCCAAAAUAUUUUGAUGAUUAUAUUCAUAGAAUUGGUAGAACUGGAAGAGCUGGUAGGAAAGGAAGAGCUAUUAGUUUUUUUUCUAUUGGAAAAGAUUAACCUUAAAUGGCAAGAGAAUUAUUGAAAUUUAAUCAAAUACAUAAGUUAAAAUUAAAUGAAUAACUUAUGCAAGAUUUAGCAAAUGGAAUAAGUAAUUAUCAAUAAAAUAUAAUAUAGAAUUGGAAAGAAAUAAUAAUUUUAAUGGUAUUACUAAAUAUGGUGGUUAAAUUAUGACACAUUAGAAUAACUCUAAAUUUAUUGUUCCAAAUUUAACUAAAGAAGAAUAAGCUAAAUUCUAUAUGCAACCUUAACAAUAUGAAAAUGUGUAAUAUUUUGUAACAUUAUUUUUAGUUAAAAUAAAAAUAGAUCAAAUAAUUAUGGAAGAUAAGAUUAAUUAAGACCUAAUAAAGGAUAAUAUCAUAAUAAUAAAUAAAAAACUUAUGAAGAAUAAUUUUAUAAAGACAGAUAUCAAUAAAAUAAUUAGUAAAGGAGAUAAUAAUUUCCAUUUUAAAACGAAAAUAGAUUUGAUGAUCAGAACCGUUUUCAAGGAUAAAGAAGAGAAGAUUAUUUAAAUUCUGGUAGAGAUAAUGUCAGAUCAAAUCAAUAGCCUAGAUUUGGAAAUCAAGGGGCAGGCUCUUAAAGAAAUGAUUAGAUAUGGCCAAAUAAUUAAUACUAAAAUUUUGGAAUAUAAUAAGACAAUAGAAGAGAUGAUUAUAGAGGAGAAAAAAAUGAUUUUUAAAAUAGAUAAGCUCCUUAUUAAUAAUAAGGUUAUCCACCUUAAUAAUAAUAAGGUUAUCCUCAAUAAUAAUAAUAAAGUUAUCCUCCUUAAAAUAAAGAUUAAUGGAAUUCAAAUUAGAGAGAUUAAUUGAACAAUAACAGAAGUUAAUAAUUUUAGUAAAAUACUUAUGAUAAUGAGAAAAGAGGAUAACCAAAUAAUGCUUCAAGAAAUUAAUAUAGUAAUCAUAGAAAUUAUUAAAAUAAUCCUUUUGUUAAUGAUAAAGAUGGAAAUUAAAGAAGUUAUAAUUAAGAUUAAAGAGGCUAUUAAAAUUAAUUAUCUUCUGAUUAAGGAAGAGGCUAUCAUGAUACCAGAGUUGACGAUUAAUUUGAAAAUUAAAGAAAUAAAAAUCCAAAUUAUAGAUUUUAUGAUAAUUAAGAUAAUGACAAUCGUAAUAGAUAAGGAAUUUAAUCUUAUGAAUAAAAUUAAUAAUAAAUGAAAACAAAUCCAACUGAUAAUUACAGAGACAGAAAUUAAGAUUAAAACUAAUAAAAUUAUCCAUAAAAUCGAAGAAUUAAUAAUGAUUACAAUAAUAAUUACAGAGAAAAUAAUACUAGAUAAUUUGUAGAUUUAAAUAGACCAUAAGAUGAUAGCUAAUAUAUUAGGAAAGAUUCAUCUCAAUAAUUAGGGCCAAAUACAUAACAGAAUUUUAACAACUUAAAACCUAAUGAGGAACAAAUUUAAUUAAGAGAAAAUGUUUAAGCUAUUCAACCUAAUUUAGAUUAUUAGGGAAGAUCUCAAAAUUUAAGAUUAAAAGAUGAAAGAUUAAAUGAAGGUUAUAUUAAAAUUUAAGAAAUAAACCCAAAGAUUAUACCAUAAUAAUUAUAGGUAUAUAAUUUUUAAAUUUGAUAGGGAGAUUUGUAAGUUGAUCAAUUUCCUCCUACUAAUAGAAUUAAUGACAACUUUAAACCAAAUUCCAAUAAUAAUAUUCCUUAAGCAGCCUUAGAAUAAUAGUAAUUUAAUUAACCUUUUGCAUAAAGGCAAGAUUCAAAUCUUUUUAUAAAGGAAAGAUUUUAAAGUUAAUAGUAAGGGUAAAUUGAUAUAUUUAUAUAAUAGGGUUGAUAGAUAAUAUAACUAAAAUUAAAGAUCUCUUUUAGACUAAAAAACAGAUUAAUUGAUAAAUAGUCAAGAUAAUUAAAUACAAAAUGAUAAUAGAUAAAGAUAGUAUUAAGAUAAUUUUAGACCAUUUUAAUAAGAUGUUUAGAGUUUUUAAAGGAAUGAAAGAGUAUUGGAUGAAUAAGAUGAUAAUGAGAAUCAAUUAGAUUUCACUCAAUAUUCUAGAGAAGUGGAAAAUAAUUAGAAAAAAUUUGAGCUUGAAUAAGUUCCAAAGUAUGUUAAAUAAAUAAUAUUUAUAGAACUAACUUAUAAGAGUUAAGGAAUAGUAGGAAGAAUUCUGAUUAAUAAGAAAGGCAGGAUUUAGAAUAAAAUGCAGAUUCUUAAAUUUAGUAUUGAUU